Molecule: messenger RNA, 1625 nt
Organism: Dermatophagoides pteronyssinus (European house dust mite)
Lineage: Eukaryota; Metazoa; Arthropoda; Arachnida; Sarcoptiformes; Pyroglyphidae
Product: putative inorganic phosphate cotransporter
Biological process (GO): transmembrane transport; monoatomic anion transport
Cellular component (GO): membrane
Molecular function (GO): transmembrane transporter activity
Source: RefSeq, a predicted model, not a curated record
UAGCUGAAAUGAUUGUAUUGGACUUUUUUUACAUUCAUUCAAUUAUCAAACAAUAUCAUCAUCAUCAUUGUUAUUAUUGGCAUCAUGCAAUUCGGUAAACGACAUUUGAUAUCCAUACUAUGUCUAUGUUCAAGUAUGAUGGGCUAUAUUGGCCGUAUCAAUCUAUCAACAGCAAUUGUAGCUAUGGCUCGUGAUGAAUCAAUAAAUAAAACUGAUCACAAAGAAUUCAUUACAGAUGUAUGUCCAGAUCCGAAAAUCAUUGGCAAUAAUUCAAAACCUGUAUUUGAUUUUCAAUCAUCAACCGCUCAACGUUUCGAUUGGAAUCAAAAAACUCAAGGUGUGAUUUUGGGUGCAUUUUUUUAUGGUUAUUUUGCCUUACAAAUUGGUAGUGGACGUCUAGCCGAAAUAUUUGGGCCAAGAAUAUUAUGCUCGUUGGGCUUAUUCAUGUCUGGAAUCAUAAAUCUUUUGACACCUUUGAUAAGCAAUCAUUAUGGUUUAUUGAUUACAAGCCGUAUCCUUUUAGGCGUAUUUCAAGCAGCUAUUUUUCCAUCUUGUUAUGCAUUAUCAUCACGUUGGAUACCUGAUCAUGAACGUAGUACAAUCAAUUCGAUGGCAUUUAUUGGCGGUGAUUUGGGUUCACUAAUAGCAUCAACAUUAGCUGGAUAUCUAAGCCGUCAUGGAUUCGCUGGUGGAUGGCCUUCUGUUUUCUAUGUUUCAGGUACACUGAUUACAGCUUUCAGCAUUUUAUAUUUCCUUCUUGUACGAGAUGAUCCAUCAUUGCAUUGGAUAAUAUCCGAUAGUGAACUCAAAUACAUACAAGCACAUAUUAAAAGAAAAAAACAAAUAGAAACAUCUGUAUCAUGGUUACGAUUGCUAAGUAGUCGUGUAAUCUGGGCCGGGGCAUUCACUCAUUUCACAAUGAUUUGGUCAUUGACAGUUUUUGUAUUGAAAAUUCCCGAAUACAUGCAUCAUGUACUGAAAAUUCCAUUGGAAAAGAAUGGAUUAUUUUCAGCAUUAAUGUAUAUGGGUGAAUGUUCCAGUUUAUUAAUCACCGGAAUUAUUGUUGAUAGAAUCAUAAAAUCAGAACGAUACGAUAAGACUUUAGUUAGAAAAAUUUGUCAAUCUAUUACACAAUUUGGUGGUGGUAUAUGUCUAUUAUUGGUUGCUGUAGCCAAUUGUAAUGAAGGAUUAUUUUUAGCAGCCACAACGGGGACAAUGAUUUUGAAUGGUCUACAAUCCGGUGGAUUGAUUGCAUUACCAUCGGAUUUAUCAAAUAAUUUUAGUGCAACAAUAUUCGGCAUAUUCAAUAUGAUUGGUAUGACUAAUGGUUUCAUUUGUCCAUUGAUCAUAGGAUAUGUUCUUGAUUCUGAUCCACAUCACAUUAAACAUGGAUGGUGGACUAUUCUGUAUAUAACAGCCGCAUUACGUAUAGCUGGUGGUAUCGUAUUCACAUUAUUUAUAUCAUGUCGACGACGAUCAUGGAGUUCGAAGAAUACACUUUCAUUAUCUACAUCAUCAUCAUCAUUAUCAUAAUAAUUCUCGCCAUAACGAUUAUGAUCAUUCAUUUUAAAUAACAAAUUUAUUAUUAUGUUUACUCGAAAAUUUUUCUUUCCUGCUUGGAAAUG